Molecule: messenger RNA, 1404 nt
Organism: Caenorhabditis remanei
Lineage: Eukaryota; Metazoa; Nematoda; Chromadorea; Rhabditida; Rhabditidae
Exons: 4
Coding region: 1-1404 (467 amino acids)
Biological process (GO): proteolysis
Molecular function (GO): serine-type carboxypeptidase activity
Source: RefSeq, a predicted model, not a curated record
AUGAAGACCCUACUCCUUCUUGCCUUCAUCGUCGGGUUGACCGUCGGAGAGGAGAUCAAAGAUCUGCCAGGAUUGGAUUUCGAGCCGAACUUCAAGCACUACUCUGGAUUCUUCCAAGUCUCGGAUAACCAUGUAUUGCAUUAUUGGUUUGUCGAAUCCCAAAACGAGCCAUCCAGCGACCCACUGAUCUUCUGGUUCAACGGAGGACCCGGAUGCUCCUCCCUCGACGGACUUCUCAACGAAAUGGGACCAUACGUUGCGAACGAGGACGGAAAGACACUUAGAGAGAACGAGUACUCAUGGAACAAGAUGGCUUCAGUCGUCUAUAUCGAGUCUCCAGCCGGAGUCGGAUACUCGUACGCCACCGAUGGUAACAUCACCACUAACGAUGACUUGACCUCCCUUGAAAACUACGAAGCCGUCAAACAAUUCUUCACCGAAUUCCCACAAUUCCGUCAUCAUCAAACAUUCAUUAUGGGAGAGUCUUAUGGAGGAGUCUACGUUCCAACACUGACUGCCCGUAUUGUGGAUGGCCAAAAGGAUUUCCCAAUCAACCUUAAGGGAAUGGCACUUGGAAAUGGAUAUGUCAAUGAGAAGCUUAACAUCGACACCUCUGUUCGAUUCGCUUAUGGACACGGAUUGAUUGAUGAGAAGAUCUGGAAUACGCUGGAGCGCGAUUGCUGCUCUGGAUGCAUUGACUCGUGUGACUUGACUCAAGUCGCCGGACACUGCGCCACUCUUGUCGAGGAUAUCUUCCAGUUCUUGUGGUUUGGAGGUCUCAAUCCAUAUGAUUUGUACAGAGACUGUGAUCCAAAUCCAUCGGUGAACAGCAAGAGAAUGAGCCACAUGUUGAGAGGAGUCGCGCCAGCGAUGGCUAGAUUCGAUGAGCAGUUGAAGAAUCAGACGAAGAGCAAGUUGUACCAAUUUUUGAAGAACAAAUCCCAAAAGCCACUGACCGCCGAUGUUCCAUGCCUCAACGACACCGAGAUGCUUUCCUACAUGAACGAUCCAAAGGUCCGCAAGGCUAUCCACAUUCCAUUCAACCUUGGAAAAUGGGAUAUUUGCAGCGACAAGGUGACCACCACUUACCAAAAGCAAUACACCGACAUGACUCCAUUCAUCAAGAAGAUCGUCAAGAACCACGUUCGCGUUCUCCUCUACUACGGUGACACCGACAUGGCAUGCAACUUCAUGAUGGGACAGCAGUUCUCCGAUCAGUUGGGACUCCGUAGAACUUUGAAGAAGACUCCAUGGAAGUUCGACAGACAAAUCGCCGGAUUCAAGACACUCUUCGAUGGGCUCAGCUUCAUUACUAUCCGCGGAGCCGGACAUAUGGCGCCACAAUGGAGAGCACCACAGAUGUAUUACGCUGUUCAACAAUUCUUGCUCAAUCAUCCACUUUAA